CCACCGCGAUUGGCAAGUAGAGGGGAGAGGAGUGUCAAGAAAAUUCCCAUUGCAGCGGGAAAAUUUUCCGAUGUAAUCGGACCGAACCCAAAUCGUGCAUCCGAAAUCCCUUGUCUGCAACCUUUUUCUCUCUCUUCUUUCCUUCUUUGGCUUUUUCGUUUCAAUUUUUUUUGUGUCUGAGCUUGCGGUUUCUUCCCACCUUCGUUUCCCAAUUUCCCUUCUCCACUAUUUGAUUUCCCUGUGAAGUGGGAGCUUCAAUUUUCUCUUUCUCUUUCCCGUUUCACCAAAAUUUCCCUUUUUUCUUCGAUCCCCCACAGUUAGCAUUCAAAGAUCGUAAAUUAUUGCAAGAUUAAUUGAACCCCAUUUUGGAAUUAAUGGGUGUCUCCUUCAAAAUCUCGCAGAAGGGUAAAAGGUUUCGUUCAAAGCCUUGUAUUACCCAAUCUGGGAGCACUGCCCUUGAUGACGACGACUCUAAGGAUGGGUCGAGGGUUCUAUCGAAGAACGAAUCUUCUCUUGCUCGAAAACUUGAGGGUGAAGAAACUGAAAGAAGUGGGGAUGUAAAUGGGGUGACUGGGUCUUCUUUAGGUCGUCUAAUUCCAGAGAAUGGAGUUUCCUUCACAUUAAACCUGUUUCAAGAUGGAUAUUCUAUCGGAAAGCCAUCAGAGAUUGAGCCUACGCACCCUAGUACUCUACAAGACAAUUCAAAGUUGUUGCUUCCUUAUGACAGGAAAUCUGAAAAUUUGUUUUCGGCUAUUGAAUGUGGCUGGUUGCCUGGAGAUAUUCUUGAUGACAUACCUUGCAAAUAUUUUGAUGGCACAAUUGUUUGUGAGGUGCGAGAUUUUCGUGGACGCCUUCCUGAACCGGGUCCUGGUGCUCAAUCGACCGAUAGAUUACCUACUGUCCAUAAGAUACAUCUUAGGUUGUCCUUGGAAAAUGUGGUAAAAGAUAUUCCAUUAAUUUCAGAUAAUUCAUGGACCUAUGGUGAUCUGAUGGAAGUGGAGUCCCGGAUUCUGAAGGCAUUGCAACCACAACUUAAUCUUAAUCCUGCUCCUACGUUAGAUAGGCUUUGUAACAGCCCAGUUCCUAUGAAGCUCAGCUUUUCUCAGUACAGCAAGCAGAGGAAGCGAUUGAGACAGCUUUCAGAAGUAUCUAUCUCAUCUAAUAGUAGGUAUGGAAAGAAGAUUUGCAUAGACAGAGUACCCGAAAGUUUUAAUACCAGACUGGGAGAUUCAGGAGUCGUUUCUGGAAAUUUGAAUGCACCUGAUAAUGUAGCUGGUCAAAAUAUGAGUUUAAAUGAGAUGAUAGCAUCAAGACCAAAGAACCUUACUUCAGAUGCUUCUCUUCCAGCACAAUCUGCAGUACCUGUAUCUCAAUCUAGGUAUUCUAUGGGCAGUGGAACCCCAAGAGGUAUGCUUGAUCAAGCGGGUGGGUCAGUUCUUAAUCCAUCUGGUGUUUCCCCUAGUGGGCAAGAAAUGAUCUCAUAUGCGGAUAAUUUGAACCCUAAUGUCUCUCUUCAUGCCAAGAGGGAAACUCAAGAUGGGCAAAUGUCACCCUUGCCCAGUUUUAACAAGAGAUCAAGGCCAUCUCUUAUGGGCAUUGAUGGAAUUCAACCGCACCCAUUGGCGUCUAUGGAAAGCCCCCAGGGAUCUGACAUGAAUUGGAAGAAUAUGUUGCAACAGCAAGCAAUAGCAAGAGGUAUUCAGUACUCCAACCCAGGAGUUCAAAAAUUUUCUCCACAGAUGUUUGAAGGAGUCCUGAAUCAGGAUUCUGUGCAAAUACCGUUUGCUACAGGACAGUCAGCUAUGCGAUAUGGAGCCAAGGAAGAGCAGUUUGAUUCAGAAAAGAUGGAUGGAUCUGACCUUAGUCGUAGCAAACCUGAUAUGCAGAUGAUGGAAACAGAAAACCAUCAAGAUCCUCAGCACCCACGGGUUCAGCAAAGACCUCCACAGCAAGCAUUUGUGAGAUCUAAUCCCUCUCAACCUCCUUGGAAUAAUUUUGGUCAGCAUAUUGAGAAGGAAACAAGAAAGGAGGACCAACUAUCAAAAAGAAAAUCAGUUCAAAGUCCUCGUGUAUCAGCAGGAGCUAUGGCUCAACCAUCCUUAUCAAAAUCAGGGGAAUUCUCUAGUGGCUCAGGUGGGCCACACUAUGGAGUGCCUGGAAAUAUUUCUGCACUUGCAUCAGGACAAAAGGAUAAGCCUGGGGUUAAUCCCGUUUCUCAUGUUUGUGGAACUCCAUCCUUGACUUCCAGUGCUAAUGAUUCAAUGCAAAGGCAACAUCAGGCCCAAGCUGCUGCAAAGCGAAGAUCAAAUUCCCUCCCCAAAACCCCAGUAAUCAAUGGAGUUGGAUCUCCUGCUAGUGUUGGUAAUAUGAGUGUUCCCCUGAAUGCAAACAGUCCUUCAGUUGGAACCCCACCUUUUGCUGAUCAAACCAUGAUUGAAAGAUUCUCAAAGAUUGAAAUGGUGGCUGCCAGGCAUCAGCUCAACCUUAAAAAGAGUAAGGUCAAUGACUAUCCUAUUAGAAAACCAAGUACAUAUUCAGCUCACGAUGUUGCGACCCAUCUGGCAAACUCAUUUAUUAAUGAUGAUUUAAAAGAUGAUGCUGGUCCAAGGAAGAUGUCAAAGUCCCUUAUUGGUGGCAGCUUAAAUGCCUGCAAAAGAAGGGUGUUAACUUUUAUGUUGCAAGAUCGUACACCUCAAGGAAUGGUUUCAUAUGUUUCUAGGUUACGAAGUAGAGUAAUCCUUUCAGAAAAGCCCAAUGAUGGAACUGUAGCUCUUACCUAUGAAGAUAUAGAUGAUAGCAUUUUUCUUGCUAUUGAGGAUUGUCUUCCGACAUUGCCCAAUACUCUUUCGGCAGAUUUACUUGCUGACCAAUUAUCUUCCUUGAUGGUUCAUGAAGGAUAUGAUCUUAUUGAAAAUAUUAUUCAACUUAGGCCGACCCGGAUGAACUCAUCCCCAAACAGUCAAUCAAAUGCUACUGGUCAUCCUCAUAUUAAUCCAGCAGCGGAAAUGCAGAAUUAUGGAGAAGCUUUUCCAGGUCAAACAUCCAAUGAAGUUCUGAAGCCUAGUGGUAGCGGUAAUGCCUCUCUGCUCAACUCCUCCCAUAGUCUUCUAGGAAAUGCAAGAAUAUUGCCUCCUGGAAACCCCCAGGCAAUGCAGAUGUCUCAAGGAAUUUUGGCAGGGGUUUCUUUACCUGCAAGGCCGCAACAGGUGGAAGCCCAAGCUUCGAUGCUGCAGCAGCAACAACAACAACUGCAGUCAUCACAGCAGCAGAAUCAGCAAAACCUUAUUCAACCACAGCAUCAACAGUUUCAGAGAUCAGUGGCGCUUGGAACAAACCCGCUCUCGCAUUUGAAUGCCAUUGGUCAGAAUUCUAAUGUUCAAUUGGGCGCUACCAUGGUAAACAAGUCGCCCAUUCCACUUCACCUAUUACAGCAGCAGCAACAACAAUCACCAUUCCAGAGGAAAAUGAUGGGAACUGUGGGUAUGGGCAACAUAAACAAUAACAUUAUGGGAAUUGGAGGCCUUGCCAGUUCAAUGGGUGUAGGAGCUAGCAGAGGAAUAGGAGGAACUGGACUACAAGCACCCAUGGGUUCUAUUCCUGCCAUGGGCAAUGCAGGUCAAAAUCCAAUGAACUUAACCCAGGCAUCUAGUUUUAACAACACUCUCAGUCAGCAAUUUCGAGCGGGAACACUAACACCUGCCCAGGCACAAGCUGCUGUCCAGGCACAAGCUGCUUAUAAAUUCAGGAUGGCGCAGAACCGAGGCAUGCUUGGUGCUGCCUCUCAAUCAACAAUAACUGGAAUCCCAGGAGCAAGACAGAUGCAUCCAAGCUCAGGUGGACUUUCAAUGCUUGGACAACAAGCUCUGAACCGUGCUAGCUUGACCCCGAUGCAACGAGCUGUAGUUCCUAUGGGUCCUCCAAAGUUGAUGCCAGGAAUAAAUCCAUACAUGAAUCAACAGCAGCAGCAGCUACAACAACAAAUACAACAGCAACAACAAAUGCAACAGCAGCAGCAGCAACCACCUCAGCAGCAGCAGCUACAACAGCAUCCUGAAACAACUACACCACUUCAGGCUGUUGUUUCACCACAGCAGGUGGGGUCACCUUCAACCAUGGGAGUUCAACAACUCAACCAACAGCAGCAACAACAGCAACAACAGCAGCAAUCUGCUAGCCCGCAACAAGUGAAUCAGAGAACUCCAAUGAGCCCACAGCAAAUGAGCUCAGGGACAAUCCAUGCCCUUAGUGCUGGCAAUCCCGAAGUUUGCCCGGCUAGCCCGCAGUUGAGUUCACAAACCCUUGGUUCAGUCAGUAGUAUUGCAAAUUCUCCGAUGGACAUGCAAGGUGUCAACAAGAGUAACUCUGUAAAUAAUUCAUGAAGCAGAAUUCUUUAGAGGCGAUUAAUUAGAUGAUUUGUUUACUCUUUCUAGUUUUUCAUAAACAUUUAGGAAUGCGUAACUAUAGAAGUACCAGAUCAUCGAUAUGUAGGAGAUUGUUACUUGUCCUUAGCUUGUAAGGGUAGAGGAUUUCAAAAUCUGUACUGUUCAAUGUAGAAAAUUUUCAUGACAGUUCGAUAUUUAGAAUCUACAGUGAUUCACUCACUCCAUGUAACUGGCAAUGUAUGAGAUAAAACUGUCUUUGCAAAGUUUUUGUUUCUGGAUGAAUGAAUUGAGCAAUUACUACC
Messenger RNA from Benincasa hispida (wax gourd), 4684 nucleotides. RefSeq names its product nuclear receptor coactivator. Gene Ontology annotation, molecular function: transcription coregulator activity. Gene Ontology annotation, cellular component: SAGA complex. Lineage: Eukaryota; Viridiplantae; Streptophyta; Magnoliopsida; Cucurbitales; Cucurbitaceae. Gene Ontology annotation, biological process: regulation of transcription by RNA polymerase II. The record is from RefSeq and is a predicted model, not a curated record.